UUAGUCAUGCGGUUUAGGACAACUAUCUGGACUCGAUUUCGGAUUAACUUUGACGGUCUUCCAUGUUUCUUGUGUUUGAUAGUAUUAAGAGCCAUUGUAGGAGAUGCAGCGGAAUAUUUUGAAAACGAAGGUGUGGAUCUAAUAGAAGUAUCAAAUCUUUAUGAAGAGCCACUUGGGAUCAUUAGACUUUUGGGGAGAUGUAUGAAUGAUACUGGAGAAGAUGAGUAUCCCGAGAAACAAGAUUGGGCUUACAGAUGGAGUGAACAGGCUAAAAUAUCUAUAACAACACAGGAAUAUUUUCCAGAUGGUUUUCCCAAGGAUUUUUCCAUAUUGAUUGUAGCUCGUACCGCUCCAGAUCAAUCGUUUCCACUCUUCACGCUAUUCACCGAAAAUGGAGAUGAACAGCUCUCCGUCACGCUUGGUAGUGAAGUUAGUAUUUUUUAUGAAGACAAUGAGGAACUUCCUGAAGAAAAUAAUCUAAUUAAUUUUGAAGCGACAGUAGAUGACGGAGAAUGGCACAGAGUGGCAUUUAGCGUGAAAGGAGACUCUAUAACGGCCAUCAUCGAUUGUCAUCAAAUCAUAACAAAAUCACUAUUAAGACCACUGAACUCAGAGCUCAGUACUUCCGGUGUAAUUAAUGUAGGAUAUCAAAUGGCUAAUGAAGGAUAUUAUAAAGGAGACAUUCAAAUGAUCAAAAUUAUUCCAAGACCAGAUGAUGCUUACGAAAUGUGCAAAUCUUAUGCACCUGACUGUGUAUUUUCCGUAACUAAUUUUGGCGCAAAGGUUUCCAUUAGCUUUAACAGAACAAACAGCGCAAAUGUCGGAUAUGAACUAUCAAGAGAAACAGAAGAUUCCUCAGGAGUUCAUCUAGUAUCAAGUGAAAGAGAACAAAAAAAUAUAUUUGGAAGCAUGGAUAAUUCUUUGUUAGAAGGAGGAGGUAGCCUACAAUUGAAUCGAGAAAACGGAUUUAAUUCGAUAGGAGUCAGUCACAUGGUUUCAUCAUCUGAGAUCGAAACUGCUACUCUGGCAAAUAUUGAUGUUCCAGAUUAUACUGAUACAACUGAAAACAAUGAGAGCUAUAAUACUACAGAUGAAAGUUUUGUUGUAGAAUUAAGUACAAUUUCACCAAAUUUCGAGUUUCCAGAUAGUGUUACUUCUCCGAUAAUUCCCAACUCAUACGGUAUCAGAGGACCCCCUGGCAUCAGAGGUUAUCCCGGACCUCCAGGACCUCCGGGACCUAAAGGAGAGCCUGGUAGAGAUGGAAUUUAUGGUACACCAGGAAUACCCGGACCGCCAGGACAUGUUUUUAUGAUUCCGUUAAACGCACAAGGAAAUGAAAAAGGACCAGAUACCCAAACAGAAACUUUUAGACAACUACUUUCACAACACAUGAUGUCGAUGAGAGGCAUUGAAGGCCCUAUGGGACUCACAGGUAUUCCAGGUCCUCAAGGUCCGCCCGGUCCACAAGGUGCUAAAGGAGAGCCAGGGGAUAGUGGAGAGCCGGGUUUGCCAGGUAUAAGAGGCAUCCCCGGUCUCCCUGGUCGAGAAGGAAGAAGAGGUCGUGCCGGUGGUGAAGGAGAAAGGGGUAUACCUGGACCUAUGGGAGCAAAAGGUGAACAAGGUCAUAUUGGAUUGCCAGGACUACCUGGGGACAAGGGUGAAAGGGGAUUCACGGGAAAUCCAGGCGAAAAGGGUCAUGCGGGCCAUGAUGGACCACAAGGAGAAGAAGGGCCCGCUGGAUCUCCGGGAUUACCUGGUGAAAUGGGUCCCAGAGGUUUCACUGGACCUAGAGGUAUACCCGGUUUGCCAGGAGUCGCGGGAAUUCCUGGAAUAGAGGGACCACCAGGAAGUAAAGGUCAUCCUGGUCCAAUCGGACAACCUGGCCAACCGGGACAACCAGGACCAAUUGGUGCUAUUGGUGCUCCUGGACCACCUGGCCUACUAGGACCACCAGGUUUAACGGGGCCUCCCGGUAAACCCGGCGUUCCAGGUCUGCCAGGUGCAGAGGGGUUGCCUGGAAUUGAUGGAAAUCCCGGACAACCUGGUACUAAAGGCGAUCAAGGAGCUCCAGGCCCACAAGGCACUAUUGGAUUUCCUGGUGGACGUGGAGUAAAAGGAGAUGAAGGUAAAAGAGGUGUUCAAGGUGAAAAGGGGGAGCCAGGAGAGAGAGGUGCAGAAGGAGAAAAGGGAGAAACUGGAGCCAAGGGAGAUGUAGGGGUGCAAGGGCCCCCUGGUAUACCUGGACUGGAAGGACCUGAAGGUCCAAAAGGUUUUGAAGGUCCUCGAGGGGAAACUGGAAAUGUGGGGCAGCCUGGAGAAAAAGGGAAAGAAGGUGCUCAAGGGCUAAUCGGAUAUCCCGGUGCAACAGGUGAGAAAGGUGAUAAAGGAGAGACUGGACGCACUGGACCUGAUGGGGAAAAGGGCGAUAGAGGUCAUACUGGACCACAAGGAGAACGUGGUGAUAUGGGACCUAGAGGAUUCAGAGGGGGAAGAGGAAGGCAAGGCUCGGAUGGUCCCCAAGGUCCAAAAGGUGACACUGGACAACCGGGGGCUUCUGGACCACAAGGAGAAAUCGGUCCACCAGGUCCAGAAGGUAGCAGAGGUUUUACUGGGCUUCCUGGAAAAGUAGGACCACCUGGAAAGGAUGGAUUACCAGGUAUGCCAGGAGAAAGAGGUCCGCCGGGUGAGCCGGGAAAACCCGGACCUCCAGGAGCUGCUGGUGUUAUAGGUCCACAAGGACCCGCAGGAGAACCAGGACCGAUUGGUGAACCAGGAUCAUCAGGUGCACCCGGUGUACCAGGUGAAUCAGGACUACCUGGAGAAGCAGGUAAAGAAGGAUUACCAGGGCCACCGGGACCUCCAGGUCAAUCUGGCCCAACUGGUCCAGUAGGUUUACCCGGACUUCCAGGAGAAAAGGGAGCUAGUGGACUACCAGGUCCCGCUGGAGGAAAAGGUGAUAUGGGUCCUGUUGGGCCACCGGGACCUCCAGGUGAUAAAGGUCAACAGGGCGAGGUGGGAAAAGAUGGACCACCGGGACCAGAAGGUAGAAAAGGGCCUCCAGGUUCCCCGGGAUCUGGCGGAGCGAAGGGUGAGAGAGGCGAUCGUGGUGCUCCAGGAAUAGCUGGAAGAGAUGGAAUUCAAGGAUUGAGAGGACUUCCCGGAGCACCCGGACCAAUUGGUCCUCCAGGAGAAGAUGGCGAUAAAGGUGACGUUGGUCCGCCAGGGGAGAAAGGAUUUAAAGGAAGCAAAGGAGAAGCAGGUCCUGUUGGAACGCCCGGUCUUCAAGGGCUUCGCGGUGAACCAGGUCCAGUUGGUCCUCCUGGAGAAAAAGGACCUCCGGGGGCUAUGGGUAGACAUGGAAAUAAAGGCGAAGAAGGACCCAAAGGUUUAACAGGUCCAGCAGGACCUGCAGGGCCACAAGGUUUACCAGGACCACCAGGAGUUAAAGGAGAAAUUGGAGAUGUUGGUCAAAAGGGUCCUCCGGGUCCAGCUGGUUCUCCAGGAGAACCAGGAACAAGAGGACCUAAAGGCGCCGAAGGAAUGACUGGACCUGUAGGUCCUGAAGGAUCUCAAGGCUUAAAGGGAGAUUCUGGGCAACCAGGCCCUCCGGGACCUCCUGGAAAUGAAGGAAAAAAUGGUGAUUUAGGACCGAUCGGACCAAAAGGAGAUGAAGGAAAACAGGGAAUUCAAGGCGCACCAGGUCCAAGAGGUCUCCCAGGCCCGGAAGGACCUAAAGGAUCUCCAGGUGCAACUGGCUUUCCAGGGCCACCAGGUGAACCGGGAUUGCCGGGAUUAAAAGGAGAAGCAGGUCUUAACGGAGAUAAUGGAAAGCCCGGAGAGGUAGGACCUCAAGGAGAACAAGGCUUACCAGGAAAAAUUGGACCAGUAGGCCCUGUUGGUAGACCGGGACCUGAAGGUCCAGCGGGUCAGCAAGGAAACACUGGGUUGCCAGGAGAGAAAGGUGACAUGGGUGUUAUAGGAGCUCCGGGACUUCAAGGGCAACCCGGACCUCAAGGAGUUCCGGGUCCUCCGGGAGUUCCUGGUAUUGUUGGAGCACCUGGAGCUGCGGGUGAUAAUGGCCCCGUGGGUUCUCCUGGUUUACCUGGACCUCAAGGUAAGAUAGGAGAAUCAGGACCAAAGGGUAAUAAAGGCGAUCGAGGCCGAAGAGGUCCUAAAGGCCACAGAGGUGACCUGGGACCAACUGGGAAAAAAGGAGAAGAAGGAGAAAGAGGCGAACGUGGAGAGAAAGGUCCCAGAGGACCUGAAGGUAUAAAAGGAAACAUGGGACCUGUUGGUCUUGCUGGCCCUAAAGGUAAUGACGGUCCUCCAGGUCCUCCUGGUAUAGAAGGUCCUCCUGGUCCAAAAGGAACUGACGGUCAAGCUGGCAUUAAGGGUGAAGUAGGUCCACCAGGGCCGAUCGGACCUCCAGGUCCACCUGCUGAAAUGCCUUUGUUACCUCCUGAAUUAUUAUUUCAAAUGAAUAAUGUCGACAAAGGUGUUGUUAGAGAAAGAAGAAGUGUGGAAGAAAUGAUUGAGGAAUAUGAAGACGAACUCGGAUCUAAAAUUGACGAGAUGUCGAAAGAGGAUAUAAACAUCAAGUUUUUAGAAAUGUAUAGUACAAUAUAUAAUAUGAGAAUCGAACUGGAGAGUUUUAGAAAACCAAAUGGAACAAAAGAAAAUCCGGCGAUGACUUGUAGAGAUCUUCAUUACGGACAUCCGCAUCUGAAAAAUGGCUGGUACUGGAUAGAUCCUAAUAUGGGAAUGAAAGAUGAUACAGUUUAUGUUUUUUGUAAUAUGACAGCAGAAGGAGAAACAUGCGUGUAUCCAGACGUUCACAGUUCGAGUAUACCAAAUAUUCAAUGGCAAAAAGAGGGUAAUAAAGUGAAUCGGUACUCAAAUUUGCGAGGGGGUUUUAAGAUCACUUACGAAACUGUGGGUACUGUACAAAUGUCCUUCUUAAGGCUUCUUUCGAAGGAAGCUUACCAAAACUUCACCUUUACUUGUAUAAAUAGUGUCGCAUGGUUUAAUUCAAAGACCGAAAAUUAUGACAUGUCCAUUAAACUACUUGGAGAUGAUAAAUACGAAUUCUCUCAUGAUUCUGCUCAAAAACCAAAAAUCUUAGUUGAUAACUGCCAAUUCAGAAGCGACAAAGGUGAAACCAUCUUUGAAGUGAGGACUCAAAAAUUAUCACAUCUUCCACUCAUCGAUUUCUAUCCGAAAGACUAUGGCUUAACCAACCAAGCUUUUGGAUUUUCCGUAGGCCCUGUGUGUUUCAAAUAAAUUUCGGUAGCAUUUAUAAAUUUACUAGUUGUGAUAGCACCUAUUUAUUGUUUUAUGUUAAUAUUGUUAAUAAAUGUGUACAUAUUUUACUAUUAAUUUUAAAUUUUCUAAGUGUAUGUCAGUUACACGGUGUACAAAUAAAUAAAAUCCUGUUUGGUUGGUA
Messenger RNA from Diorhabda sublineata, 5443 nucleotides. RefSeq names its product collagen alpha-1(XI) chain-like. Lineage: Eukaryota; Metazoa; Arthropoda; Insecta; Coleoptera; Chrysomelidae. Gene Ontology annotation, molecular function: extracellular matrix structural constituent. The transcript is spliced from 26 exons. The record is from RefSeq and is a predicted model, not a curated record. Bases 7 to 5280 code for a protein of 1757 amino acids.